Haplochromis burtoni (Burton's mouthbrooder) is the source of this 1442-nucleotide messenger RNA. RefSeq names its product stonustoxin subunit beta. Gene Ontology annotation, molecular function: protein binding. Lineage: Eukaryota; Metazoa; Chordata; Actinopteri; Cichliformes; Cichlidae. The record is from RefSeq and is a predicted model, not a curated record.
GCUGUCAGGAUGUCUGAUCACAAAGAAAGGCUGUGCUUCGGUGGCUUCUGCUCUAAAUUCUAACCCAGCUCACCUGAAAUUCUUGGAUCUGAGUUACAAUCAUCUAGGAGAAUCUGGAGUUAAGCUGCUCUCUGCUGGAAGAGAGAAUUCAAACUGGGCACUGAAUGAUCUCAGGACUGAACCCCGUGGAUCACAGUUCAUAAAACCUGUUCUGCAGAAGUAUGCCCGUAAACUCACACUGGACCCAAACACUGCAAACAAAAACCUAGUAAUGUCAAACAACAACAGAAAAGUGGCAAUGGGUAGACAGAAGCAGUCAUAUCCUGAUCACCCAGAGAGGUUUGACUACUGGAAACAAGUGCUGUGUACAGAGGGUCUGUCUGGUUGUUGUUAUUGGGAGGUUGAAUGGGAAGGACAUAUUUACUUAGGAGUGACGUACAAAGGAAUCCGGAGGAAGGGGCAAGGGGAUGACAGCUGUCUUGGAUGCAAUGAUCAGUCCUGGACCCUGAUGUGCUCUAAUGGUGGUUACUCUUACCAACAUGGUAACAAAAGAAGAUCCAUCCGUACAACUGCUACCAGCAGAACAGGGGUAUACCUGGACUGGCAUGCCGGCACUCUGUCCUUCUUUAAUGUCUCCUCUUGCAAACUGAUCCACCUCCAGACCUUCCAUACUGAAUUCAAGGAGCCAGUCUACCCUGCUUUCAGGGUCAGGACUGAUCCAUUUAACUCAUCGCUGGCUUUGUGUUAGAUAAAUCUUUAAAUCUGUUUGGAACUCAUCUUAGAUGCAGUAGGGCGACAGAUCAGGGCCUUAGUUUAAAGUCACCAAUGCUAUUCCAGUAGCUGAUCAUUCAGCAAGUCUGAGUAAUUAAUCAAAGAGGCCUGCUCUGGCACAGAAGUCUCAAGCAGUUGAGUCUAGCUAGGGUUAGGUCAGGCUAGUUCAAGUUAGCUGGCCCACCAUUCACAAUUCACAGCUUGAAGUUUAGCUGGCUUGUGGGAACAUUCAUGAAGUGAAUGUUUGGCUUGGAGCUGGCUGCGGUGCAGGACCUUCGAGAGGCUGGACAACAGCAUCUUCAUCACUCAGUACGGUGGCGAUGAGGUUAGAGCACUGGGCAGCUUGACUUUGGCUGGCUGUGCAAGUGUGGAACUUGCUGGCUCCAGCAGCGAAAAUGUGGAGUUCGACUCUUGAGGUGUGGGUACGAAAUUUACAAAGUCAGCCAUUUAUUCAAUGAUGUUUCCUUGUAUAUUUUGCAAAAUUAUCAGAAUUCUGAACUUCAAAAAAGUAAUAAAUAAAUCGAGGAAAAAAAAAUCUAAAUCUAAAUUGCGAGAUUAUUCACUCAACCAUAGCGAAACUGUAAAUUUUGUACAAGUUGCAUGAAGUUUCUGUAAAUAUACUGUAACUGUUACAAUGUAAACCUCUUUUAAUUUCAUUAGUUGUAUGGAAA